This is a messenger RNA of Dermacentor albipictus, 2010 nucleotides long. Its product is annotated as zinc metalloproteinase nas-25-like. Gene Ontology annotation, biological process: proteolysis. Gene Ontology annotation, molecular function: zinc ion binding; metalloendopeptidase activity. The record is from RefSeq and is a predicted model, not a curated record. Lineage: Eukaryota; Metazoa; Arthropoda; Arachnida; Ixodida; Ixodidae.
UUCAAGAGCAGUGGGGUGGCUGGGCCGACACCGAUAUGCGUUCUCUUUUUUUUUUUUUCGCGACAGCAGCGCCUCCACAACAAACACAAGCCACUUGACGGAGACUCGAUUCGCCGGGCAUGUAUCGUCGGCAACGCGUGGAAGGUAUUCCCCGCAGUUAGAAGAUGGCAUUCCUGAUCACAUUUGCUUUUGUCUUGGUUAUCAGCCUUGCUUCAAGCGCACCUGUCGAAAACAACGUCACAGAAUUCCCUGACAGUGCCAAACACGAAGCAAACAGCACCGCAGCUAACAAUGUGCCCGAAAUAACGAUCUUCAGAAUAGACAAACGGAGCGACAAGGAAAAGUUUCUUGAAGCAAUCAGAAGCGCGAGGAAACUGUGGAAUGGCGACUACAUGUACCAGCGGGACAUUCGCAUUACCAGGGCGCAGUUGGAGCACAUCUACGGGGUGGACACCACCAAAGACGAGACGUUCUAUGCGUGGCCCAACGCAACGGUGCCAUUCGUGAUCGGAAGAAAAGUUCGUGGCUUUGCGCGAGAAAUUCGCGACGCAAUGCGGCAGUGGGAACAAGAAACCUGCGUCCGCUUCAUUGAGAUAACGCAGGAGGCUGGCAACAUAGACCACGUUCGCUUCGUGCAGUCUCGCUGGGCUUAUUCCUAUCUGGGAAAGCAAGGAGGGACACAGAAGCUUGGAAUACCGAGCAUAUUUUUUCCCGACACGCACUACGCUCACCUCCUCGGUCACGCCAUCGGCUUGCGGCACACGCAUGCCGACAGUAGCCGUGACACUUUCUACUACGUGGCCUGGGACUCAGUACCGAACCGGUACCGGUACAACUUCGACCACGAGAGUCCCGCCUACGGAUCGCGUACCAAGAUAUCGGCCGUGGAGUCCGAGUUUGAGUUCGACUGGAGCUCCGUCAUGGCCGACGAGAGCGAGAGCGUAGAGGGCGACGUGGACUUCAUGUUACAAGACCGAAGGGUGGUGUAUCCGGCGGACCCGUUCUACCUAUACCGAACGACGUCGACAGAACACGCCUCUUUUCUUGAAUACAAGAAGGUCAAUCAACUCUACAAAUGCAACGAGAGAUGCCCGAACGCAAACAGCAGCCGAUGCCAGCACGGCGGCUACGUGGGACCGAAGUGCAGCUGCGUGUGCCCGCCCGGUGCAGUCGGCGAUCACUGCGAGCACAGGACGACCACUGCCAAGGCCGGCAUCUGCGGAGAAGUGCUCCAAGAGAACAAGACCAUUCACUUCGUUUCGCGGCCUUCGAGUUACCAUUGCACGUGGUGGAUCAGGGCGCCGAAGGGAGAGCAAGUAAGCGUCACGUUCGCCGACUUCUCCGCAGACAACUCCACCCACAGCGUCGGCACUUGUGACCUGCACUUCGAGCUCAGAAACCGCGACCUCUACAAAGGGGAGAGUUACUGCUGGUACGAGCUACCACUGGAUGUACCCCUGUACGCGAAGGGGAGGGAUUUUCUCGUCGACUACUUCGGCUCCAAGGACGCGAACUUUAAUUUCACUCUCACAGCGGCAGUGUACACGUGAACAUGCGUCGACGCCUAAAGUUGUCCGAAAACAGUGGACCUUUCCAAGCAAGAAGGCGACGGACAUUUCUGUGCACUUCUUUAUUUAUUUUUCUCACUUCCAAGAGCGUGAGGAUUUGUUGUUGCAUUGUUGUUCUUCUGGUUGCUUUUUGUAUGGUGCAAAAGAAAAGAACUUCGAUUCGCUCAGCAUCAGAAACAAAGUUCUGCUUCACUGUGUGGCCUGAAGUACGUCCGCGGCGUAAUAUGCACCAGCGCACGCUGGCUCUCCAUCUCGUAUUCACUACGGAUUCAAGUGUCACCACUAGCCAUAGGUCUUGCUAUGGCAGUUAGACGGGUACUCGCUACGCUACCGGCCGACGCUGCAGUUAAGUAUAGAACGACUUCCCAUGCAUGUCAGCAGGGCAAUGCCAUGUUUCACGGGAUGCACGUUUUUCUCAAUAAAUUUCUUGUCCCUGUCAUCA